Molecule: messenger RNA, 2278 nt
Organism: Suillus paluster
Lineage: Eukaryota; Fungi; Basidiomycota; Agaricomycetes; Boletales; Suillaceae
Exons: 11
Coding region: 344-2098 (584 amino acids)
Biological process (GO): secondary metabolic process
Molecular function (GO): CoA-ligase activity
Source: RefSeq, a predicted model, not a curated record
CCUGCAGGCAAACGCUUGAAUGCCUUGGAAAGUUCGCACCAAGAUCUCGCUUCACAAGGGGCAGCGCUCGACCCCUAGUGUAUUACUAUCAACUCAGGAGAUAAUGGCGUCCAACUUGGGGACCAAGUCAAGGUCGCGAACAGGUGACGUGGGUAUGCGUUCCGCUGUCAUGCGCCCCCCAUUAGAUAACUUAAGGAAAGCGAUUAAUGUUCCGCUACAUGGUCCGCCCUGAGUAAUACAGUCGAAUGGCACCAACCACAAUCGUACAAGUCCGGUUACGUCCCAUCAUAUAAAAGUGCGUCGAUUACAGGACGUUGCAGAAUCCAUAUCCUCAGCCAACGCAAUGCUGAUUCCUGAUUCCUGGGGGCCCGAUCGGGGGUCAAGCAUGUACUAUAAGUCACUCUUCCCUGACCUGCCAAAGGUCCCCGAAUCAAAUGUUCACCACCUGCUCUUCAAUCGACCUGACCAGAAGGAGUGGCCAGACUACACCUUGUUCGUGAAUGUAGCUACUGGCCAGCGGCGUUCGUUCAGGGAGUUCGUCGAGCGUGUCCGCGAUGGCGCUACCUCACUGGGUGCCGAUGUGGCGCAGGGUGGUCUAGGUCUUCGCCCAGAGAAUGGAGAACUUGUAGGUAUCCUGAGCGAGAAUUGCCCAGACUAUGUCGCCCUGAUGCAUUCAUUACUCGUUAUCACAGUCCCAUUUGCGCUGUUCUCAUCCUACUCAACGCCGUAUGAGUUCAAACACGCGAAUGCGCUAGCGCACCCGACUAGGAUUUUUACUAGUCCUUCUCUGUUGCCGCUCGCUUUGACUUCGGGUCUCCCAGCUGAUCGAAUUUACCUUCUAGAAGGGGAGAACAACGGUUACAUAAGCUACGAUCAGCUCGUCUCCUCUGCUCGUAAGGAUAACAUUCCACGACUGCCAGUCCGUCAUGCAACCAAGGACACUCUGGCAUACCUGAUCUAUUCCAGUGGGACAAGUGGUCCUCCAAAAGCCAUCAUGAUAUCCCACCGAAAUAUCGCCUGUGCCACCCUAGGAGCGAUGGUAGCCGGUAUGGAAACAGCUAAAGUUCGAGCCCCACCAGUAUGGAACACCCCUAAUGGGCUCGAAGUAACGUUCAAUAUCCUUCCGGUCUAUCACUCUCUUGGCCUCUGCACGACCGCUUUCUUCAACUUCCUUAAACCUUUCACGAUCGUCAUGCUGCCGAAGUGGAACAUCGAUUCAUUCUUCGACAGCGUCCCGAAAUACCACAUCACGACCAUAUUUCUCGUCCCCUCACUUAUACACCAGAUCGUCCACCAUCCGCGGUUCAAAACCACUGAUAUGAGCUCGGUUAAGGCAGUCGCCAGCGGCGCCGCGUAUCUCCCGUCCCAGCUUGCCGACCAGCUUUGCGCACGUUUCCAAGACGUAGACAGAGUUUCCGAAGGCUAUGGCAUGUCCGAAUUCACAAUGACCAUCGCCACGAAGCCCAUCCCUGGCCUGCUCAACGGACGCGCCAAGAACAAGCCGGGCUCUGUUGGAAUUCUGGUUCCUGGCGUGGAAGCUUGCAUUAUCCGUCCCGACGGAUCCCUUGCAGGUCCGAACGAGCCUGGUGAGCUCCUCGUCCGCGGAGGCGCUACGGCGCUGGGAUACAGGGGAAAUGACAAGGCGACACGGGAAACGUUUGUCGAUGGGUGGUUGCGCACAGGUGACCAGUUACGGAUCGAUGAGGACGGAGUGCUUUUCUUCGAAGACCGCACCAAGGACACGCUCAAAAUUUCAGGAAUGCAAGUCUCCCCGGCCGAAAUCGAGAACACGAUCCUGGCACAGCCGGACAACCUCAUCACUGACGUGUCCGUCGCGGGCGUUUCGGGCGGGCGUACCUCAGACGAACGUAUCCCGCAUGCAUGGAUCGUGCUAUCCCCGGCAGGCAUGGCGCUGGGCAAAAAAGAAGUCGUGGCACAGCUUGAUACGUGGGUGCAGGAGCGGCUAAGUCGCUAUAAGUGGUUGAGGGGGGGCAUUAAGAUUGUGGAGACGAUUCCGAAGUUGCCGACUGGGAAGGUGUUGAGGCGGGUGUUGGUGGAGGAUUAUGAAAGGGAGGUAAAGGCGAAGGCCAAAUUGUGAAAACGCGUCAUCAAUGCGAUUAUUUCGUAUAUGUUUUUCGAUACCCGCGUCCGAUGUAUCAUCAUCGUGCGACUUAAUAUUCCUUCCUCUAUGUAAGGGCUAGCUAGGGGAGACCAUUAUUGACCAGUAUCAUGAUAAAUAUGUACCAAAGCUAAUAGCUGAUUUUUUUUUGAAGAUGAA